AUGGGCAUUGACGCAGGCUUCGACAUGGUCCCUCGUCUCUCGCGAGAAACCGCGGAUACCCAGAAUUGGGACCGCUUUAUCAAUGCCAUCAAGAAUCAUUACAAGGAUGACGCCCAAGUCGAGACGAAGUCCAACUACAUCCUCUUCAAAGUGGGCGAACAACCCUGUCUGCCUUUCGAGGGCCACAAGUUCGUCCGAUUCAGCUCGAAGGUGUCAGGCCGAAUUGCGACAGAGUCACGCGCAGAGAGCUACAUCAACACGGUCACAGCCCUUGCGAAAGCCAGCUUCGGGGCUCGAAUUCAGUACUGGAAUGAGGCUUCCGAUCAGCUGGGCCACUACAACUGGAAUGAAGUCAACGAGUCACUCAAAUCCUACGACGAGCAGGCCGAUAGCGAGAUCUCCACGAGCAUCACUGGCAAUCCCCGCCUCGCGGGCACUGAACCGAAAGAAGAGGUUGACAACCUACUAUUUGAAGUCAAGCAAAUCCCCGGUAAAGGGAAAGGACUAGUCGCCCGUCUUGACAUCGCCGCAGGCACUCGCAUUCUCGGUGAGAAGCCUCUCCUCACGGCUGAAUCCAUGCCUCCCGAGGCUUUGGAGCUCGUCUUGGCCUCAAAGCUCAAGGCCAUGGCCAAGACCGAGCAACGUCAAUACUUCUCCCUUCACAACAACUUCCCCGGAAAGCCUGUGCUGGGCAGUAUACUAAAGACGAAUGGCCUGCCCUGUGGUACGGAUUCGUCUGCGGGUGGAGUUUAUCCCACCAUCUGCCUCAUCAACCACAGCUGCCUCCCAAACUCCCAUAACAACUGGAACGAGCUGUUCAAACAUGAGACCAUCCACGCCAUCCGGCCAAUAAAGGCCGGAGAAGAGAUCACGAUCCCGUACGAUCAUGGAGUUCCAUCCGCCGAGCGACAGGCGUUCCUGAAGAAUGCCUUCGGCUUCGACUGCAAAUGCAGCACCUGCAUGCUUCCGCCUGCUGAGCUCCGAGCCAGUGACGACCGCCGAGUCCUUAUCCAGCGUCUCGACGAGGCCAUUGGUGAUCCAUACCGGAUGGCGACCAAGCCGAUCGAAAAUCUUCGGGACUGCCACAAACUACUCGACACCCUCAAGAAAGAGUUCAAGGACUACACUGGAGCUCACGGCUGCAGGCUAUACUACGACGCCCUCCAGAUCUGCAUCAGCCACGGGGACCAGGCUCGGGCGAGUACCUUUGCGGACAAGGCGUACAAGGCCAGAGUCUGUUGUGAGGGCGAGGACAGCCCUGAAACCAAGAGGAUGAAGGCACUCUCGACAAAGCCAACUGAACACACGAGCUACGGCUUGCUGUCUAAGAAGUGGAGCACAACGAGGAAGAUGGUUCCCAAGGGUCUCGACGAAGCACAGUUUGAGGCGUGGCUGUUCAGAGAGCAACGCUAG
Messenger RNA from Diaporthe citri, 1413 nucleotides. RefSeq lists its product as uncharacterized. The record is from RefSeq and is a predicted model, not a curated record. Gene Ontology annotation, molecular function: protein binding. NCBI's taxonomy places the organism in Eukaryota, Fungi, Ascomycota, Sordariomycetes, Diaporthales, Diaporthaceae. The coding region runs from base 1 to 1413 and encodes 470 amino acids. The transcript is spliced from 2 exons.